UUAGGCGCACACGGUCGCGUGCCGGCACACGGCCCAGACGUUUGUUCGCCAUAAAGUUGUUUCGUUACAACACUGCAAGCAGCGUGGUUGACGACGGCAAACAUUUCCAAACGUUUACUUGACGGCUAAUUUUUUUUAUUUGUGUUUUUCGCGAUUUCCAUAAAACAUAGAUUUUCGAAAAAAUAAUAAAUAGCCGUAAAAAAAAAGUCGGCCUGUCCAAUAUUCUCAAAUUGUAACAACAAUAUCAUUGAAAUAUAUUGCGAAAGUAGUAAACGAUUGGAGAUUGAUAUCGUUAAAUUCGAUGGCACAUAAGCUAAAGCAUAUCAGCUAUCAGCUAUUGUUGAUAUUAAUCAUAUCUCAAUCAAUAGAUGCAAUGUAUCUCAGUUAUCGCCACGAUAAUAAAAAAAGCAUAUCUUAUGCAGGACCGGUUACAAAAGAUAAUAUUUUGGAUUACUACGAUGAAAGUAAUGAACGACUUAAUACACAAGGAAUUAAUGACCGUCGAUUUCAACACAGCGUAGCUGCAUUACGACAAUCAGAAACCGAAGGUCAAUUUGACGAAACAGAAUUUUUUGAAGAAUCCGAUGAAGGCGAAGAAGAACAAGACGAUCCGGUGAGUACUGUGGUCGUGACGGCAGUUCGAGGAUCAGCAACUUGGCUACCAUGUGACAUUGGUGGUGGUAGUGGAAGCCAUAACAACCCGUUACUUUCAUCACCGAAAAACGUCAAUGGUGUUGGUGAGAAAGGUGAAGACAGAGCUUACAUGGUCUUAUGGUUUAAAUAUCAUUCUCGUCAACAGUCUAUUCGCCAUCAUCGAAAUAAUAAGCCAAAUAGGUUACCUUCUGGAGGAAAACCAAUUUACAGUUUUGAUAUACGUGGUCGUCCUUUGGCUAGUGCUCUAAAAUGGUCUUCGGAAGAACAAAAUGGAGGUUUUGGCUCUAGAGCAUUGUUUGUGGUUUUUAAUGGAGCUGGUGGAUUGUUGGAGCGAGGCAUGUUUUCAAACAGCAGUGAUUUAUGGCAACGAGAAAAUGGUAUAAGUCUAUCUUACUCGGAAAAAGAAACAAGCGUAAAUUACAAUAAAAUUGGCGGAGCUGCUCUUAGGGUUGUCAAUAUCACAGAACAGGAUGGCGGAGCAUACAGAUGUAGGGUAGACUUUAAAGAUGCUCCUACAAGAAACUACAGAAUAAUAUUACGGGUUAUAGUGCCUCCAGAUAAAAUGUCGAUAGCAUAUGAUACAGGCACACUAAAGGCAGAUAUAACAGAAAUUGAUGAUGACCAGAACGAAGUAGGGCCUAUUCCGGAAGGUAGUUCUUUGGUAUUGACGUGCAUUGUCCGAGGAGGAAAACCAAGACCUCACGUUCAAUGGUAUUCUAUUGUGGAUAGUAAGAAAUUUAUUUUUAAUGAGAUUGUUAAUUCUGUAAGUGAUGAAACCUUCGAUUCUGAUGGAUCAUUAAUGACUGUUAAAAAAUUGACUAUCAAACAAUUGAACAGAAAUCACGCAAAUAGCUCAUAUAUGUGUAGUGCAGGAACCGAACAUGUUUUAGAAUCAACAUUACGAAGGGCCGUCAGCAUAAAUAUAUAUUUGAACGUACAAAGGGUACGCGUAUUAAAAAUACUAUCAGUGGAAUCGUCUGCACCAGUAGAAACAAUGCCUAAUGAUAAUCAAGAAAUUGACAAAAAAGGGUUGGUGCAAUAUAAUUUAGUAGCCGGUAAAUGGUAUACGGCCGAAUGCCAAUCAGAAGGAGCAAGUCCCAAGGCUAAUAUUCAGUGGACAAUAGAUGGAAACAGUACUCAAAUUGUAACUGUUGACGAGGCUGCUUCUCAGUCUGCUACAAGAUUGACAAUAAUAAAACAAUCUGGAGACAGUAGCACUAUAAGGUUGAGGCCUAUGCCGAGUGAUGACGGACGGUAUUUACGAUGUCGAGCAUGGAAUCCCGAUGUUAAUACUACCAACGACAACAUUAUAAAAAGCGAUGCGGUGCUAAUGAAUGUCCUAUAUCCUCCAAUUGUUAAGCUCAGUUUGGGUCGUACUUUUGAUCCCCGUAGGAUCAAAACUGGAGAUGAUGUAUAUUUUGAAUGUGCUGUAUCCAUGAACGAUGGUGGUGGUAGAGGUGUAAAACGAAAUCGCAAUAAAAUAGAAUGGUAUCAUGAUGGACAACCGAUACUGCAAAAUAGUAGUAGUAACAGUGGUAGUUCAGAUAUCACAAAUGUACUUCUGAGUACGGGAACUUUAGUUAUUAGAAAUGUCAAUCGUCGUCAUUCGGGAAAGUAUACUUGUCAAUGUAGCAACGAGCUAGGAAUUGGACGGUCGCGUCCAGUGCAGUUACGUGUUCGAUAUGCUCCGACAUGUGCUGACGAAAACGAUAGUAGACGCCCAAAGUUGGUAGGUGUUGAAGGUAUUGGUGAAACAAACGUGCAUGUAACUUGUCGAGUAAGAGCCGACCCUGAUGAUCAAGUGCAGUUUGACUGGCUCGUAUGGCCUGGUGCCGUCUCUGCUGGUUCCGCAAUCGGUACUGCUAGUAUACAUCAGCAUCACCAUCAUUACCCUAACAAUCAAAACACAGGAGCUAGCGCAUCAAUGGCAGACAGUUACGUGACGACCGCUUUAUCCGAUACGACCAAAAAUGACACUGCAAUGACAAUGAUAGCUUAUGGCCAGCUAGUCUUAAAAGUAAGCAUUUCACAUGAUUCAGCACAGGACAUUUACAUGAUGGACAGGGCGAAUACGAUGGUAAGCAAUCAUUUGAAAGGAUCGUCAAACGGAGAGUCGCAAGUACUCAAUACAGUCAGCUGUCAAGCAACCAACUCGGUCGGACGUCAAUUGAUGCCUUGUAUUUAUUACCUAGUCCGAGCGUCGGCCCCUUCUGCGUUGACAAAUUGCGUGGUUAAAAUGCCCAAAGACCACGAUCUCCACUAUAACCAAGACAGUCAUCGAAACCAGCAGAAUAUCGACUCUAGAAAAAGUAAUAAUGAUUCUGCCAUAGUAAGUUGUAACGCUGGGAGCGAUGGUGGGAUGAAUCCAGUAAUGUACGCUCUUGAAGUUUAUGAAGGUUUACUGUUGAUCUCUUCGUACAGAAAUUACGGCGAAAGUAUAACUAGUGAUGAUUAUGAGCAGACUCGUCGCCGUCACAAUGAAUGGUUAGUUGGUAAUGUUACCGGUGUUAUGGUAGAAGAUAAUCGAGUAGAAUACACCAUUAGUCGUAAACUUUUGCAAUUGAAAAUUGGCGAUAGCGAUAACCGCAGGUAUUUAAGUUUGUCUGCUUACGCUGUCAAUCGGAUGGGCCGUAGUCCUGAUGUGCGAAUUGGCGGCGAGAACACCAUAUCUCUUAGACAUCCUUGGUGGUGGAAUGGCGGAAACGAAGAGAUCAGCACGAAAAUAGCUAUUUCCGGCACUACCUCAACUGAAUGGUGGAUAAUGUUAGGUGGUGGCGAUAAUGGAGUUGGUGGUAAUCGAAGAAAUAAGAACAAUUACAUAAGCGGUGAAACAGCAACUACAGGCGUUGUGCUAAUUACUGUAGGAACUAUCGUUGUGGUUUUUGUGUUAUUUUUACUACUUAGGAAAAAAGGAGAGAAUCGAUCUUUAGCAGUAGAAACAACCGUAAGUUCCAAUCGAAUGGUGAUUAAUGGGAAUGGUGAAACACAAUGUGCCAAUGGAACCAGUAAAAAAUACUCUUUGCUUUCCCAACAACAAAAUGUUUAUCCACACCUUGACUUGGAUGGGAGACAUUGCGACGCACCGGACGUCACUAUCCAACAGGAACUAAACAAGCCGUGUUUCGUGUCGAUCACAAACAACGGUAUACCUGGGCCAGAAAGCUGUGUAUAAAAAAUAGUAUUUCGGCCAUAAAUUUAUUUUGGCGCAUUGUUGCAUCGACUGAAAUUACUUAGUAUAGAGCUCAAUAUCGUUUAAACGAAGAGAUGUUUGCGUCUUCCUAAAAAUAAUUUUGUUACUGUUUUUAUAUGUGUUGUAUGUGACGUAUCUCUAUUUAUUUAGUUAUGAUUUCGUUGUUUAAUUAAUGUAUUUCAUCACACACUUAUUGGUUUCUAAGCAAAAACAAAAAACUAAGUUAUAAACUCCGGUAUAUUAUUAAAUUGAAAUCAAAUUUCUUGAAAAAGAUCAUACUGUUUUCAUCUACAACUUAGAAAUAUUAUAAAAUAUAUGAUUAACCAGUGAAAUAAUUAUUAAUUUCAUCGCCUUUUUGAAAAUGUAUGAAAAUUUACAAUUUUCUAGAAAUAUAAUAUAAAUGAUUAAAAAAUUAUAGGUAUAAGCUAUUUAAGAUAUGAAUUUUUUUGAGUAUUAUUUUCAAAUUAUUUCAGUAUUAUGUUACAUUAUGUUAUACAUUUUUUGAAAUUAUGAGUUUUUAAUUGUAAUAUUCGUAUAAGGUUGAAAUAUACAUGCAAAAAUAAAUUAAGAAUUCAUAAAUUGUUUAAAAAUUAUACACGACAUGGAAGUAUUGCCCUAAGUUGUUGUAUCAAUUCGUAAUAUUAAAUGUUUUAAAAAAUGUUAUUGUUGUUAAUCAAUGUUUUGGUAGUACAGGCUAUACUUAAAUUUUAUGAAUAAAUAUAUUAAUGUUAUCAGUAUUCAGUUAAGUUUUGUUAUUGUCCCAAUGACAAUAAGAUAGAUAGCGUUUUUAAUUAUGAUGUGACAAAUUUAAAAUUUAUUAAAUUUAACAAAAACCAAACAAUGCUUAACUCAAGAUCAAGCCAAAUUACUUCAAAUUCGAAGCUCGUUUUAUUAAGUUUUUAGUUUGGAAAUUAAUCAAAAAAUUACACCCGAAUCUCGGUUUGAAAUCUGUUAAAGUUUAAAAAGUUAUUAAAGUUAAAAAUCGAAUCGAUUAUACUUAGUCUAAUAACAACCAUUUUGUAGUUACUUUUUGUCACGGAAGAGUGUAUGAGUGUUAUUUAAUAUAAAAUAUUGGUAGAGAAAUUCAUUUGAAACUAUUUUUUUUGUAAAUAUGUUCAACUAUUGUGUAAUUUAACUAGAUGUAUGCAUGAAAUGUUACUUUAAUUAAUUACUGUUGUAAUUUAAGUUGCAUCAAUGUUUAGUAAAAUAUUUAUAAUACAAUUUAAUUUUUGCAUAUAAUGCAAGUAAUAUUGAUACAAAACAAUC
This is a messenger RNA of Daktulosphaira vitifoliae (grape phylloxera), 5110 nucleotides long. RefSeq lists its product as uncharacterized. The transcript has 14 exons. The record is from RefSeq and is a predicted model, not a curated record. NCBI's taxonomy places the organism in Eukaryota, Metazoa, Arthropoda, Insecta, Hemiptera, Phylloxeridae. The coding region runs from base 302 to 3826 and encodes 1174 amino acids.